This is a messenger RNA of Anguilla rostrata (American eel), 1795 nucleotides long. RefSeq names its product tRNA selenocysteine 1-associated protein 1-like. Gene Ontology annotation, cellular component: nucleus. Gene Ontology annotation, molecular function: tRNA binding. The record is from RefSeq and is a predicted model, not a curated record. The transcript is spliced from 9 exons. Gene Ontology annotation, biological process: selenocysteine incorporation. Lineage: Eukaryota; Metazoa; Chordata; Actinopteri; Anguilliformes; Anguillidae. Bases 146 to 1129 code for a protein of 327 amino acids.
GCAGUAGAUUGAAGAGGCAGGGUUGUUUGGUACAUGUCGCUUGUGUGCUGUGGUUAGCAGUCAAUAGUUAGUUUGGUUUGUGUGAAAUUUUGUUUGUAUUUUGUAGUAACCGAGGUAAUUGGUGUGUUAGCUAACUCAUAUCAAAAUGUUUAAUCGCUUGACCAGCGUAUGGAUGGGUGACUUGGACUUAUACAUGGACGAGAAUUUCAUAAAGCAAGCCUUCAGCACCAUGGGGGAGACCGCUUCUGCCGUUAAAAUAAUAUACAAUAGAGUUACUGGUGGUGCAGCUGGAUACUGCUUUGUGGAGUUGGCAGACGAGGCCAGUGUAGACCGCUGUGUUUCCAGUCUUAAUGGGAAGGUUGUCCCAGGGUCAAAUCCACCCAGAAAGUUUAAGUUGAACUAUGCUACAUAUGGGAAACGAACAGAUACAGGACCUGAGUAUUCAAUUUUUGUCGGAGAUCUUUCUCCUGAUGUGGAUGAUCAGCAGCUUCAUGAGUUCUUUGCGAAGAAGUACGCCUCCUGCAAAUCCGGAAAAGUGGUCACAGAUCCCAGUGGUAUCUCCAGAGGCUACGGCUUUGUCAAGUUCACUGAUGAGAAAGAGCAAAGCAAAGCCCUGGAGGAGUGUCAGAAUGCCACGGGUCUCGGAGGAAAGCCAAUCCGAAUCAGCAUCGCAAUCAACAAGAGUAACAAGGGGAAUAAUUACCAGCAAAAUCACAACUACAGCAAUUACCAGCAAGGUUAUUACCAACAGCCGUACCAGAACUACUACCCACAGUGGGGCUACGACCAGUACAACAGCUAUAACUACAACUACGGGUCCUAUGGGCCCCCUCCUCCGGGACCUGGUAUGAUGGGCCCCCCUCCUCCAGGACCAGGAAUGAUGGCCCCCCCGCCACCCUUCAUGCCUCCUGUACCUGCAGAUGCGCACCACACUACUGAGCAAAUGCAGGAUUUUUCUGAAGAUGGUCUUGAAGAGCCUGUUGAAGACCCACAGCCCAUGACUGACGUGGACGCGCUGAACAGGCAGUACAUGGACCGCAGCGAGGAGCUGUACGACUCGCUGAUGCAGUGCCACUGGCAGCCUCUGGACAGCGUCACCUCGACCAUCCCAGCACAAGCCCACAGCUGAUUGGCCCCGCGCCGCCGCGGAACACGCCUGCGUCACGGCACGCACGCACGACACGCCUGCAUCACGGCACGCACAACACGCCUUUUUAAACGUGACCGAACUGCUCUCGCAAGCCUCCUGUUUUUAUCUGAUGAAUUAUGUUAUUCCUAAUGUCAGCGUCCUUUACCUGAGUCUGGAUCUUCUCCUCUUCUCCCCCUCCAUCACUGUAUUAUUUUUUCCUUACUAGCAAUCGUGUUUUUUUUUUUUGUUUGUUUGUUUUUUUUUUCCCUUGUGUGAACAGUGACAUUAUUCCUCUGUGUUGCUGGGUUUUGUUGGUCAGUCUCCAUUGUAUACCGUCUCUGUCCCAAAGUGGAAAGGUGUCUGACCAGUAUUUAUUCCUUACCUUAUAAAGCUGUUGCACCAGUUCUAGCACUGGAAUCUGAGAAGAUUUCAUGUUAACUUCUUUAUACUGGAAAAUGAAUUACAGCUCUGUAAAGCCAUACAAAAAUGUGCUGUUUUUGCAGUUGACCUUGGAAACGUAUCACUUGGAGCUACUGUAACUCAGCAGAAAUGCUGUCCAUGUGAGAUCGCUGUUUAAAGUCAUGCGGAUCAGGUGCCUGCAGUGCCCUGACAUGAGGAAAAUGCAGGGAUGCCUGGUCUCUUGUACAUUAAACACAGUCUGCAUCA